AUGGCUAACACGCCAACCGACAACAAUCCCUUUUACGAGUAUCUCGUGGACGACCCGGAGCAGAUGAUGGCUUCGACGCCGUUGUCCCCGCACUUUUCACCCAACGUGUUCGGAGGGGCCUUUGACGUCCGCGACCGCCCGCACCACGCCACCCGAUCCGGGAAUCAGGCCAUGUCGAGUCCAGGCCACGACCGGCCCGAUUCCAUCAAUGAAUCAGCCGCCACGAUCGCAGUUUCAGUCCCAGGUGUUCCUGGACUAGUUGUGAAUGCGCAACAAAUUUCGAGUCUUCAGCAACGGCUGCAACAACAACAGCAGCUCCAUCGUCCAGCCUUGGGGGGGUUGGGGGAGUUGGAGCUGACAGCAGCUGGAACUGGAACUGGAACUGGAGCUGGAGCUGGAGCUGGAGCUGGGUUAGCCGCUGCCGAGAACCAGGGUCACCACCAACAUCACCAAUUCGCCGCGCUGCAUUCACAGUUCGCUGAUCACCAGGGUCCGCUCGCCCUGCUCCAUGCACAGCAGCAAGGGCAUCGACAGGCACCUGCCACAUGGUUCCCGCCCGGGUAUGGGGCUCCGUCGUACCGUGACAGCAGCAGCAGCAGCCAGUACUACCAACAGCAGGCCGCUGCAACGGUCUCUUCCUCCUCCCCAUCCUCCUCCACAGCCGUCUCCGUUGUAGCCAAUCCGCCCAUCAACAUCACUGCAGCGGGCGGCCUGAGCAACAGCAAUACCGGCGCGGGCGGAGGGCAGCUGUUCGACUUUGGCUUUGCUGCACCACAUCCAGCUGAGCAGUCAUUCCUUGGCGGAGACUAUGCCGACAUCACGCCACUUUCCACAGCGGCAGCAGCGGCAGCAGCAGGAACAGCAGCAGCACUGACAGCCCAUCCGCAACCGACUGCCACCUUCGACUUUCACUCCUCGCCAUGGCGUCCGAGGCUUCAGGACAGCAGCUCCGUCACCCUGACUCCCAGCAUCGCAGCUGUCGCCGCCGCCGAACUGAAUCAGGACAUUCACAAACACAGCAAGGGCAGCAUGGAGGACGACAGCGACGUCAAGGAAACCUCGUGGGCCGACGGAGAUGACGAUGACGAGUAUCGGAGGCGUGCAGGCGUAAGCAGCAGCACAUCGCCUCGGCCCCGGAGACAGCAACGUAAAGGCAAGCGCCGCGCCGUAGCCGAUGCCGGUGCUGCUGAUGGCGCCGAGGACGAAGACGAACCCACCAGCCCUGCGGGUCGGACCAGCGUCAGCGGCCGAUCCAACAAGUCGGUUUCGGUGGCGUCGACGACGGGUACCAGCAGCAAGACGGCAUCGGCCCCGCGCCUGCGCAGCGCCUCCCGCACAUCCAAAAACGCAUCCCAGAAGCCGGCCGAGACCGCCGAGGAACGUCGCACGCGCGCAUCGCACAAUCUCGUCGAGAAGCAGUACCGCAACCGACUAAACGCCCAGUUCGAAGGGCUGCUGAACGCGUUGCCGGAGCAGGUGCGCGGGCCAGCCAGCACCGGAGACGGAGGAGGAGGCGGCGGCGGCGGGGACGAAUCGGAUCCACAGCCGGCCGAUCAGGAGCGGCGGGUCAGCAAGGCCGAAGUGCUGGACAUGGCGCGUCGGCACAUCAAGAGCCUCGAGCGGGAGCGGGACGAGCUGCAACGUGAGCGGGGAGAUUUGCUGCGCAACUUGGAGAUGAUGGAGCGGGAGAUGGCCGCCAACGGAGCCGGCCGGCUGGACGAGUUUCUCGACGUCGAGGGGCCCCCGGGCGAGCAAGGAGGACCGUCUUGGAGGAACGCGUGA
Molecule: messenger RNA, 1782 nt
Organism: Colletotrichum aenigma
Lineage: Eukaryota; Fungi; Ascomycota; Sordariomycetes; Glomerellales; Glomerellaceae
Gene: FUSC3
Product: Allergen Fus c 3
Exons: 2
Coding region: 1-1782 (593 amino acids)
Molecular function (GO): protein dimerization activity
Source: RefSeq, a predicted model, not a curated record